Messenger RNA from Caenorhabditis angaria, 6080 nucleotides. The record is from the annotation of a GenBank genome assembly. Lineage: Eukaryota; Metazoa; Nematoda; Chromadorea; Rhabditida; Rhabditidae.
AUGCGAAUAAAAAACUAUACAUGGAUAUGGUGGAUUACAGUUAUAUUAUUAUAUUUAAGGAGUACGGUAGAAGCUUUUGAUGAAGAAAUUAGGUAAUUCAAGUUUUUUUUUGGGAAUUCUUCAAAUUUUUUUGUUGUUUCAGUUUAUCAAACGAAAAUGAAUCGAAACCUGAAAUUGAGGAAAAACCUGGACCAAAAAGUGCAUUAUCAUUAGGUUUACCGCGAUGUGAAACAAAUUAUGAUUGUUCACACGAUGGAGUUUGUAAAAAAGGAGCUGAUGGUUAUGGUGUUUGUCUUUGUGCGGCAGCAUGUCCAGCAAGUGAGUUAUAAUUUUGAAAAAUUUGGGGUAAAAUACCAUAUAUGUUAUUCGAAAAGUUUGGAAUACUACAACCACGAAAUUUUGUUUUGAAAAAAUAGUCAAAAUGGUUUCGGAAAUUCUGAUAGUUCUAGGCUCUUCUGGAAAAAAAGAGGGUCCUGAAUCAAAAAUUCGGAACAUUUUUUUUGAAGUUUCAGUUAUUUUGGUGAAAAAUCUUUUGAAGUUAUAUUUUAUAUUUCAAAGAUGUUUUUUCAUCUAAUGUUAAAUUGUUUAUUCCACUCAUUUAAAAAUUAUGAAUCUAGAAUUUGAUCUUAAAAAAUCCCAUUUUUUCUAAAUUUUAUAUUUUUUGCAGCAAUUCCAUCUCGUUGUGGUCGAUUAGUUUAUGCAAAAUCAAAUCAUAAAUGUCUUGUAAUGGAUGAAGAUUAUCGAUCUCGUUAUGAUGUUCCAUCACCUACGUGUCAUAAUGUGAGUUUUUCUUGUACUCUGACCCAUUCCCUAAUUCGAAAUAAUUUGAUGUGACAGGCAGACAAUCAAUUUUUUCCCUUUACUUUUUGAAAUGGGUGGGCUUCUUUUUAUCAAAACGGGACCAACUCUUAUAGAAAAAUAAAUAAUUUAAAUACUUUUCAAGGCUCGAUGUAUGUGUCCACCACAAUUCAGUGAUGUUCAAUUGUCUUCUUCAACAUUUCCACUUUUUCUCAAUACAACUCUUCCACCAUUUCGUUGUGAUAAAAGGGAUUUACAAGUACAAAUUCGUGUUCAUCCAUCCGAAUCGGUUUUUCUUGGAACUGAUGUCAAAAUGUACUGUUGUAUCAAUGUUGAUCCAGAACAUUUUGUCGAUGCAACAAAUGUUCGAUUUGUUCAAAAUACGACACGAAUACGAGAACCAACUGGACAUCCAUUCAGAGAGGUUUGUUUUCUACAAUUGUAUAUUUUGGAUGGGACCCGAGGAAGCGUGAAUCGGAAAAAUUUCAAAAAAAUGGUCCGAUUCAGAUGUUGUCUUAAAAAUCGGAUCCGCUCCAAAUAACUGUAUCUGUGUCUCUUGAUUCUCGUCUCUCUUUCAAUUUUCAAUCUGUUUUUUUUCUAGGAAUAUCGCCGACAUUCAUCUGAUAAUACUUAUGCUUGUUGGGAACUUGAGCUAAAAAAUGCACAACAAUCGGAUACUGGCUCAUAUAUGUGUAUGGUUACUACAAGUCUGAAAAAUAAAACAGCAAAUCACACAAUCAAUUUUGAAGUUAAAGGUUAGUUUUUUUCCGAAUAUUCUUCUGUAUUUCAAAAACUGUUUACGAUAUUUCCAAAUUCUCAUUUUAAAUGGGUUUAGAACAUUCUCGACGAGUUCAUUCAUAUUGGUACAAAAGACCGAAAAAAAUAAAACUUGCUAGUUGUAAGUUGCAUGAAUAAUAUAUUUAUAGUGAUGUGAAAUAUUGUGAAAAUCCCCUAAAUUCUGAAAUUAAUUAGUUACAAUUUGAAAAUUAAUUAGCCAAUUUUUGCAGCUCCUACAACAAUUACGAAUGUAUCGUAUGAGGCAACUGACAAAAGUGUGGUUGUUACAUGGGAAUUUGAUAAAAAAGGAAACGAGAUUCCAAUUAGAUUAAGGUAAGUUUAAAUUUUAAAAAAAAUUAAAAAAUAUUCCAAUUCCAAUAAUAAGUUAUCUAACUCAUCCGAUUCCAGCAGAAAUCGCAGAAAUGUUCAGAUGAAACCGUAAGAAAUUUGAAUAUUUAUAGAGCAUGGUUUUCUCAGUUUUUCUUUCUUUCUUUCUAUCUAUUUUAGUUUCUGUUUGAUGUGAUUUUCCAAUUUUUUUUUGUCUGAAAAUUAAUUUGAAAUAUUUAUUUAUUUAAAGGCUUAUGCGACGAUCUGAUGUUCAAAAUUCUCAAGUUAUAAAUAAUGAUAAUGCAACAUCGCCGACUGUUAUUAAUGGAUUACAAGCAGCUACACCUUAUACACUUUUUAUAUCUGGACAAGAUGGAAUGGAACCAUUUGAACGAACUGUUCAUUUUACAACCAAAGAAAAAAGUGAGUCAUUUCAGAGAUUGCGGAUAAUAUUAAUGAAUCUGUCGAAUCUGAGAGAUCACUGUGUCACAAUUAAAAUAUACGCUCUAUUUUUCCAGAACCGCAUGCUCCAAGAGCAAUCGAUGUUCGAGUUUUGAAUUCGGGUUCAAAUUUGAUGUGCGAAGUUGAAUGGAAAGCACCCGGUGCAACAUUUGGUCGCCUCACAAAAUAUUUUGUAUCAGUUCGUGGUUCUAUACGAACAAUUGGACCAAAUGGUGAACUCACACCAUUCGAUUUUCCAUUGGCAAGUAUUGGUGAUAAAAAAUGUGCAAAUUGGGAUCAGGAUGAAGCAAAAGCUGGUGUCUCUGGGAUUAAUCCUGUUGAUUUUAGCGCCGAUUUCUUUUCGUGUAAAUUUGGACCGCUGAAGGUGAGUAUUUUAUGCAAAAUUAAAAACAAAUUUGAAAAAAAGUUUCUGUUUUAUUGUUAUUUUGAAGUUUUUGAAAUACUAAUAGAAUCUUGGAAUAUGAAAAUUGAACAAACUCAAGUUUAUUCCCAUUUUUUCCCGAAUUUCUGAAUCCUAAUUUUUCAGCCGAAUCGAAAUUACACAGUAAAUGUUUGGGCUGAAAAUCAAGCUGGAAGAUCAACAGCAGCAAAUUUCACCAAAACAUGUGUCACAAAUUAUGCUCAACCUGAUGUUGUUCAUGAACCAACAACUUCUUUGUCAUCAAAUCAAUCAACAUUUUCAUUGAGUUUUGGAAAUCGACCAGAUGAUUCAAAUGGACCAAUUAGUUGUUAUUAUGUUGCUGUUGUUCCAUUACCAAAAAAUGUAUCAUUGGAUUUAUUGCCACCAACAAAUGAAAUUGUUAUGGAUUCUGUUACAAAGGUAGGGUUUUUUGCUUGAGUUUAAUUCAGAAUGCGAAUAUUUCAAUUUGUAUUUUUUGUAGGUUUUCCAAAAUAACAUGGAUUCAUCAUCUGCCGAAAUGAAACGAUAUUUUGCAUAUGUUGCUGAAAGUUAUAAAGAUUGGCCAGCUGAAACAGUAAUUGGAGAUGGAAAUGGUGUUGAAGGUGUUGAACCAUGUAAUGUUCAUUAUUUGAGUAGACAUUCUGCUGAAGAUCUUGCUCUUUUAUCUGGUCUCAAAUACACUGGUUUUUUGAUUGUUCGAGUUGAUAAAGAAGAAGAUAAAAUGAAUGAUAGAUCGUAAGUUGUUUAUUUUUGGGGUGAAUCUGAGAUUCUUUUGGAUACCCGAAUUAAAAUUGGGAACAUUUAUCUCCGAAACACUCCGGAGCAUGAGCCAGUAAAGAAUGGCCCAUUUUAGUCAACAAAUUUAAAAAAAAAAUUUUCUAUUCAAAGAUGUUUUUGUUCAGAUUCCGAAUUCCACCUCGUAAACUUCGACAACUUCAUUUAAGUGGUCCAGCUUAUGGAUAUAGUGGAUAUUUUAAGCCAAUAAUUCUUGAACUUGAAAGUGAAUCAAGUGGACUUACAACAGCUCUCAAAAUAUUUAUUCCAAUAUUCUUAUUUCUUGCAAUGGCUGUUGCAAUUGCAAUGUUUAUUAUUCAUCGACGAGGAGAUGAUAUGGAAUGGUGUUUAUUUUCGAAAAUAUUAUCAAAAGAUGUUGGAGAUCGAAAACUAUUGCGACAAUCAUUUGGAGCUGUUCCAGUCGAAGAUCUUCCAACUGAAUAUGUUAUGAGACAUCGAGAUUCAGAUUUUGUAUUUAAUCAAGAAUUCGAUUCAUUACCACAUUAUCAAUUGGAAACAACUGCAAGUAAUCGAUAUCCUCAUAAAAAUCGAUAUAAUGAUAUUCGAGCAUUUGAUGAUUCUCGAGUUAAACUUCAACAUAUUCAUGGAGAUGAUUCAUCUGAUUAUAUUAAUGCAAAUUUUAUCAAAAGUUGGAAUUCAAAAAAGACAUUUAUUGCAACACAAGCACCUGUUGAUUUAACAUUGGGUGAUUUUUGGAGAAUGGUUUGGGAACAACAAAGUUAUUUAAUUGUUAUGGUUGCUAAUUUGACGGAGAAAAAUCGACCACAAUGCACAAAAUAUUGGCCAGAUGAUUCGCCUCAAAGAUAUGGUGAUAUAAUUGUUCAACAUGUUGAAUCAUCAUAUUAUUCGGAUUAUAAUAUUCGAGUAUUUGAUAUAAUUCAUAUUGAUGAAUGUUCGCAUGAUCCAAGUGUUGUUGAAUAUGCAAAUGUUCCAUUGGCUAGAAAUUCAGUAAUAACUGGAGGAAAUUCGAGAAGAAUUUAUCAUUAUCAUUUUAUUAAUUGGAAUGAUUAUAAAGCACCAGAAUGUUCAAUUGGAAUAUUACGAUUUUUGCAUAUUUUGAGAGAAUUAGAUGAAUUCAAUGAAUCGCCAGUUGUAAUUCAUUGUAGUGCUGGAGUUGGAAGAACUGGAACAUUUAUCACAAUUGAUUCAAUGUUUGAUCAAUGUAAAACUGAAGGAAAAGCAAAUGUUUUUGAAUUUGUUUCAUUUUUGAGAAAACAAAGAAAUCUUAUGGUUCAAUCAUUGGAACAAUAUGUUUUUAUUUAUAAAGCAUUAGCUGAAUGGUAUAUGUAUGGAUAUACUGAUUUAGAUGCAAAAGAUUUUGAACAACAUUAUCAUUUAUUGAGAGAACCAAUGAGAGAUCGAUCUGCUUCAUUCAAUAAUUUUCAAAAAGUUGUUGUAAAAACAUCGGAAAAAACAAAUAAUGCAAAUGGUUUGGAAGAAGAAUUCAAGAAAUUAGAAAGAAAUCUUGGAGGAACAUUAUCUUCGAAUUUUGCUGCAAGUGAUGCAAAUUUAUUGAAAAAUCGAUAUGAAAGUGCAGUUCCUUAUGAUAAAUAUCGAGUUGUUUUAAGUCAAAUGAUUGGAUUGGCUGAUUCAACUUAUAUAAAUGCAUCACAUAUCAAAGGAUAUUUCUAUCCGUAUAUUGUUGCACAAGAUCCAGUUAGUGAAAUGACGGUUUUUGAUUUUUGGAGAAUGAUUUCGGAUAUGAAAAUUAGAACUGUUGUUAUGUUAUCAAAUGAAGAUGAAUGGAGUGAACCAGAAAAGGUUUGUUAAUUUUGAAUUAUACUGUAACCUGUAUGAAAAUUUUGGAUGGAUUAUUUGAAUUACUGUAGCUUAGCUUCAAACUUCGUAAUCUCGAAAUUUUUGAAAAAAAUUGAUUUACAACAUUUUUGGAACUUGUUUUGGCACAAAAUUUACUGAUAAAAAAUCUGAAAAUUUCUGAAACAUUUUUUUCCCAAAUAAUCACAUUAAUAAAUUACAGUAUUGGCCGGAAGAAGAAGGAAAAAGUGCUCGAUAUACUGCUGGAAAAUAUCAUGUAGAUGUCGAAUUUGUUCGUGAAGAAGAAUUUCCUGAUUUCUAUCAGCGAACCUUAACAUUCGGAAUGAAAGAUCAAGAAAUGUCACAAAAUCAAGAAAUAGUUCAAUUUGCGUUUACAUCUUGGCCUUCUUCUCAAAUUGUUCCAUCAUCUUCUGCUGCAUUAUUAACAUUAAUUAGUCGAGUUUUGGAAAGACAAAGCAAAUUACAAGAUCCUGGACCUAUUUUGGUUCAUUGUAGAAAUGGUUCAUCUGAAACUGGUAUUUUUGUUUGCAUUUCUUUGUUAUUACUUCGACUUCGUGCAGAACAUCGAAUUGAUGUUUUUCAAACUGUAAAAGGUCUUCAAAAUCAAAGACCGCAAAUGUUCACUAAAUUGGUAGGUUCAUUAUCAUUUUAUUAUUCAUUAUAUAUAUUUUCCUUUUUUCAGGAACAAUAUGCGUUUUGCUACAAAGCUGUAGCUGAUUACAUCUCAAAACCAUCAUCAAGGUAG